This is a messenger RNA of Falco peregrinus (peregrine falcon), 2502 nucleotides long. RefSeq names its product kelch like family member 33 (gene KLHL33). The record is from RefSeq and is a predicted model, not a curated record. The transcript has 4 exons. The coding region runs from base 10 to 2214 and encodes 734 amino acids. Gene Ontology annotation, molecular function: protein binding. Lineage: Eukaryota; Metazoa; Chordata; Aves; Falconiformes; Falconidae.
ACAGGGAAGAUGUGGGUCGCGGAGGGGCCGGCCCCAGCCCGGUGGAGCCUGCGGGACGGUGGCCAUGCCGGACACUUCCUGGCCACGGCCGACCACUUCCGCGCUGCGGGACAGCUGGUGGACGUGGCCGUGGGCCCGGAGGGCGACGUGGCCCAUGCCGUGGUCCUGGCCUCCAUCAGCUCCUUCUUCCUCCGCUUCCUGGAGGGCAGGACCAGGGAGCUGCGCCAGGGCCCCCUGCCCCGUGUCCCCCUGCCCGCCGGGGCCACGCUGUGGGGCUGGCGGGCUGUGCUGGCCUUUGCCUACGGGGGGACUGUGCCCCAUGGCCGGGAGAAGGAGGUGGAGGAGGCCGCCCAGGCCCUGGGGGCUCCCCGGGUGGUGGCCGCCUGCGCCCCACGGCUGGAGCGUGACCCCCAGGACAGGGGUCCCGAGCCACUGGAGGAGCAGUGGGAGACACUAAGAGCCAUGGAGCACCUGCACGCCAGCGGCUUGGGCUGUGACCUCCAGCUCCGGGCAGGGGACGAGGUCAUCCCAGUUCAGCGCCUGGCCCUGAGCUGCUCCUGUGACUUCUUCCGCGGCCUCUUCACUUGCCCCAUGCGGGAGGCCACCCACGACCCCGCCGCCCCGCUGGCCACCGGGCUGUCCCCGGCCGAGCUGCGCCUCCUCCUCUCCUUCGCCUACACAGGGGCGGUGGCGGGGCCGUGGCCCGUGGUCCUGGAGGCGGCCGAGACCUCCCUGCGCUACCAGGCCUGGGGGCUCCUCACCCUCUGCCUGGAUGUUUUCACCCGUGGGCUGACCCCUGAAACUGGCCUGGACGUGCUGGCCUUCGCUGUGGCUUACGGUCUGUCCCAGGUGGGCCGCGUAGCAGAGGACUACAUCUUGGCCACCUUCCCCAGCGUGGUGGCCACGCCGGCCUUCCUGGAUCUUCCUGCACAACUUCUCAUCCGCCUCCUCCGCUCUGACGGCCUCAAUGUCCUCCACGAACUGGAGGCUUUGGAAGCAGCAUCGCGGUGGCUUAUGGCCAACGGAGGUGGCCAAGAGGAUCUAGCCAAGGAGGUCCUGUCAUCUGUGCGCUUCGCCCUCAUGUCCGGCCGGGAGCUGAAGAAGGUCCCCUCCGUGACCGCAGGGGUAGCUGACCCAAAGGUCCUCCGCGAGCUCAUGGUAGCAAGUUUGGCCCCCAUGGCCCAGCUGCCGUGCCGGGUGCGUUCCUUGCAAGAGGUGCUGGUGGUCUGUGGUGGAGACAUGCUGACAACCAACCUGGCUGCCCGAAAGCCCAGCAGACACCUCUGGUUUGCCCACCGCUACCUCAGUGCUGUGGGGCUGGUGAAGCAGGUGGAGUGGCGGGCACUGGGACACUUUCCUGAUGGCCCACGCUUCCGCCAUGCCGUAGCUGUGGUGGGCAAUGCCCUCUACGUUCUGGGUGGAAAGCACUACUACGGGGUCCGUGACACCUUGGCCAGCGUCUACAGGUAUCAGCCCAUGGACGGCUCCUGGGAGCGCCUGGCCAGCAUGACCUGUGGGAGGUGCUACUUUGCCGCUGGGGCACUUGGGGGUUUCAUCUACGCCUUGGGGGGCAGCUCGGGGGAGCUCUACUGCACAGACACGGUGGAGCGCUAUGACCUGGCCAACGACACCUGGAGGAGGUGCCAGCCCCUGCCAAUGGCUCUGUGUGGGCACGCGGCAUGUGCCCUGGAUGGUGCCCUCUACGUGUCGGGGGGCUGUGAUGAGGCGUGCCAGUGCCAGGCAUCCUUGCUGCGCUACAUCCCCGGUGCACCCGCUACUCUCCUGGCCCCCAUGAAUGGCCAGCGAGCUGGUCACAUUAUGGAGGAGGCGGGUGGGCAGCUCUACGUGGCUGGGGGGCUGUGCCAGCAGGACGGGCAGACUGGCUACAGCGACCAGCUGGCUUUUGAGGUCUACAGCCCCAAGCUGAACAUCUGGGUCCUCCUCAGCCCCCUGCCUCAUGCUCAUGUAGUGGGGGGUGCAGCUGUGCUAGGGGGGGAACUGCUCGUACUGGGAGGGUACAGUCAUGAGACCUACCAGGACACCCACCUGAUCCACGCCUACCAGCCGGGCACUCGGCGCUGGAUCACCCGGGGCACCUUACCCCAUGCUUAUACUGACCUCAAAGCCUGUGUCCUCACUGUACCCCCUGCCUUGCGUGGCCCUAGCUGCCUUGAGGACCCUUUGACAUCACCUGAAACCCCCAAUAAUACUUAGGGGGGCUUAAAAGCUCCGCACCCCAUACUGGGAUCCCCAGGUAGCAUCCAUGGGCACCUCUAUCAGACAAAAUCACCCCCAGAUCCCUCUCCCAGAAUGGGUUCCUCCUGUGGUUUCAGGCAGCGUGCCCACCCCAAGGGUAAAUGCCCUAGACUGUAGGGACCCUGUGGGACACAAAGACCCCCCACACCGCAAUCCUAUGCCUCCAGGAAUACUUAUUCACCUCCCCUGAGCCCUUACUGGGAGCUGGGGAUCCCCCAGUUCCUCUCCACACACACUUCGGCUGAA